Molecule: messenger RNA, 9427 nt
Organism: Seriola dumerili (greater amberjack)
Lineage: Eukaryota; Metazoa; Chordata; Actinopteri; Carangiformes; Carangidae
Gene: myo5aa
Product: myosin VA
Exons: 41
Coding region: 119-5662 (1847 amino acids)
Biological process (GO): vesicle transport along actin filament; actin filament organization
Cellular component (GO): cytoplasm; vesicle; myosin complex
Molecular function (GO): microfilament motor activity; ATP binding; actin filament binding
Source: RefSeq, a predicted model, not a curated record
UGCAGCAACCAAGGAUUUCUCCCCCCGCUUCAUGAGCACACACACCGAGUCCCGUGCAGAGCGGAGACCUGCCGGAGUUUUAGCCCAGAUUGGAGAAAGGACGUAGCGAGUAACCGUCAUGGCAGCGUCGGAGCUGUACACAAAGUGUGCUCGGGUGUGGAUUCCAGAUGCAGAGGAGGUGUGGAAGUCUGCUGAGCUCACCAAGGACUACAAAAAUGGCGACGCCUCCCUGCAGCUCAUGCUGGAGGAUGGAACGAACAUUGAGCACAAGCUGGACCCCAAGACGAAGAACCUGCCUUACCUGCGAAACCCAGACAUCCUGGUUGGCGAGAAUGACCUCACAGCGCUCAGCUACCUCCACGAGCCGGCCGUGCUGCACAACCUGAAAGUCCGCUUUAUCGACUCUAAGCUCAUCUACACUUACUGUGGAAUCGUUCUGGUGGCCAUCAACCCAUACGAGACGCUGCCAAUCUACGGGUCAGACAUCAUCAAUGCCUACAGCGGUCAGAACAUGGGAGACAUGGACCCACAUAUUUUUGCUGUGGCAGAGGAGGCUUACAAACAGAUGGCCAGGGACGAGAGGAACCAGUCGAUCAUUGUGAGCGGGGAGUCCGGAGCAGGAAAGACGGUAUCAGCCAAAUACGCCAUGAGAUACUUUGCUACGGUCAGCGGCUCCGCCAGUGAGGCCAACGUGGAGGAGAAAGUCUUGGCUUCCAACCCCAUCAUGGAGGCUAUUGGAAAUGCAAAAACCACCAGAAAUGACAACAGCAGUCGUUUCGGCAAAUACAUUGAGAUCGGCUUCGACAACCGCUACCGCAUCAUUGGUGCCAACAUGAGAACAUAUCUGCUGGAAAAAUCACGAGUGGUCUUUCAGGCGGAUGAGGAGAGGAAUUAUCAUAUCUUCUAUCAGCUCUGUGCAUCAUCCCAUCUGCCUGAGUUCAAGAAUCUGAAGCUGAGCAGUGCAAACAACUUCCUGUACACGAGGCAGGGCCGCAGCCCCGUUAUCGACGGUGUGGACGACACCAAGGAGCUCUGCACCACUCGCAAUGCCUUCACAUUGCUCGGCAUUAAUGAGUCCUAUCAGAUGGGGUUGUUCCAGGUUUUGGCUGCUAUUCUUCAUCUGGGAAACGUGGAAAUAAAGGACAGAGAUUCAGACAGCAGCCUCAUUCCUCCCAACAAUCGGCACCUGAUGGCGUUCUGCGAGCUAGUAGGCGUGACCUACCAGGACAUGUCUCAGUGGCUGUGCCAUAGGAAGCUGAAGACGGCCACAGAGACGUAUAUCAAACCCCUCCCUCGUCUGCAGGCCACCAACGCCCGUGACGCACUGUCCAAACAUAUCUACGCCAAGCUCUUCAACUGGAUAGUAGAGCACGUCAACAAGGCUCUGAUCACCAAUGUCAAACAGCACUCUUUCAUCGGGGUCCUCGACAUCUAUGGGUUUGAGACAUUUGAGAUCAACAGCUUUGAACAGUUCUGUAUCAACUACGCUAAUGAGAAACUCCAGCAGCAAUUCAACAUGCAUGUGUUCAAGCUGGAGCAGGAAGAGUACAUGAAGGAGCAGAUCCCCUGGACUCUGAUUGACUUCUACGACAAUCAGCCCUGCAUCAACCUCAUAGAAGCCAAGAUGGGAAUCCUGGACCUGUUGGACGAGGAGUGCAAAAUGCCCAAAGGUUCAGAUGAUUCUUGGGCUCAGAAACUGUACAACACCCAUCUGAAGACCUGCUCCCUCUUUGAGAAGCCACGCAUGUCCAACCGCGCCUUCAUCAUCCAACAUUUUGCUGACAAGGUCGAGUAUCAGUGUGAAGGUUUCCUGGAGAAGAACAAGGACACUGUGAAUGAAGAACAGAUCAAUGUGCUGAAGGCCAGCAAGUUUGACCUGCUAGUGGAGCUGUUCCACGAUGAGGAGAAAGCCACCACUCCCACUGGUCAGGUCCCAGGGACUGGGGGCCGGACCCGCCUCAGCAUCAAACCUGACAAGAGCCGAGAAAAAAGCAGCAAGGACCACAAGAAGACAGUCGGCUGCCAGUUUCGUAACUCUCUGCAAAUGCUGAUGGACACUUUGAAUGCAACCACUCCACAUUACGUCCGCUGCAUCAAACCCAAUGACUUUAAGAUGGCCUUCUCGUUUGAUCCUAAACGUGCAGUGCAGCAGCUCAGAGCCUGUGGUGUCCUGGAGACCAUCCGCAUCUCUGCUGCAGGUUUCCCAUCCAGAUGGACGUACCAGGAGUUCUUCAGUCGUUACAGAGUGCUGAUGAAGCAGAAGGACGUGCUUCCUGACAAAAAGUUGACCUGCAAAAACGUUCUGGAGAAACUGGUGCAGGACCAAGAUAAAUACCAGUUUGGUAAGACCAAGAUCUUCUUCAGGGCCGGUCAGGUUGCCUAUCUGGAGAAGUUAAGGGCAGACAAGUUGCGUGCUGCAUGUAUCCGCAUCCAGAAAACCAUCCGCUGCUGGCUGGCACGGAAGAAGUAUCUGCGAAAGCGCAGCGCUGCCAUCACCAUCCAGAGGUUCACCAGAGGAUACCAGGCUCGCUGCCUGGCCAAGUUCCUGCGUCGCACUCAGGCCGCCACCAUCAUCCAGAAGUACCAGAGGAUGUACGUGGAGAAGAAACGCUACAGGCAGAAGCAGGCUGCUGCACUGGCCAUGCAGACGAUCCUCAGAGCUUAUAUGGCCCGGCAGAAGUACCAGGCGCUGCUGCGGGAGCACAAGGCGGUGAUCAUUCAGAAACGCGUUCGUGGCUGGUUGGCUCGGUGCUGGUACAAGCGCUGCCUCGUCUCCAUCGUCUACCUGCAGUGCUGUAUCCGCAGGAUGAAGGCGAGGCGCGAGUUGAAGAAGCUGAAGAUCGAGGCUCGCUCAGUGGAGCACUUCAAGAAGCUCAACAAAGGCAUGGAGAACAAGAUCAUGCAACUGCAGAGGAAGAUCGACGAGCAGAGCAAGGAAAACCGGUCAAUCAACGAGAGGCUCGUUGGCCUGGAGAAUACCUACUCAGCAGAGAGCGAACGAAUGCGCAGCGAGCUGAGCCGACUGCGUGGGGUGGAGGAGGAGGCCAAGAACAAAACCAACCAGGUGACGUCGUUGCUGGAGGAACUGGAGCGGCUGAGGAAGGAGCUGAGUGCCACGCAGCAGGAGAAGAAGACCAUCGAGGACUGGGCGCAGAAAUACAGGGACGAAAUGGAGAAAAUGGUCUCGGAGCUGAAGGACCAGAAUGGCUUGCUGAAGAAAGAGAAGGACGACUUGAACAGGUUGAUUCAGGAACAGAGUCAGCAGAUGACAGAGAAAAUGGCGCGGGUGAUAGCAGAGGAAACUCAGCAGCUGGAGACAGAUCUGAACGAGGAGCGGUCUCGCUACCAGAAUCUCCUGACAGAACACCUUCGCCUCGAGGAGAAAUACGACGACCUGAAGGAGGAGAUGGCUCUUUCCUCGAAUGUCUCCAAGCCUGGUCACAGGAGAACAGAUUCCACUCACAGCAGCAACGAGUCAGAGUACACCUACAACUCAGAGUACGCCGAAUUGGAAGAAGGUUCCCGUACCACCGAAGAUGUGACACGAGGAAUCGACACCUCUCUGACCCUCAAGCUGCAGAAACGUCUCACAGAACUGGAGCAAGAAAAGCAGUCACUGCGCAACGAACUGGAAAACAAAGAGGAGCAGUUCCAGCGGGCUAGAGCCAGGGAUGAUGCAGAGUUUAAAAAGGCUCGUGGGGCAGAGCUGGAGUAUGAGUCGCUCAAGCGUCAGGAGCUGGAGUCAGAGAACAAGAAGCUUAGACAUGACUUGGCAGAGAUGAGGCAAAGCCUGCUGGGUGACGCAGCUACAGGCGCCGGUGCCCCAGGCUCCCCUGCUUACAAGGUGCUGCUGGAUCAGCUCAAUGCCUCCUGUGAGGAGCUGGAGGUUCGCAAGGAGGAGGUGCUGAUCCUGCGCUCCCAGCUGGUGAGCCAGAAGGAAGCCAUGCACCACAAGGAUGAGAAGGAGACCAUGACAGAGCCGUCUGUCUAUGUUGAGGAUGUGUCUAAACUGAAGGAUGCUGACGAACUCAAACAAGCUUACAUAGGCCUCAAAGACACCAACAGGUUACUGGAGCACCAGCUUCAGACUCAGCGUAGAAGUUACGACAGUGAGGUGGAGGCGUUGCGCGGCGAGCUGCAGAAUGUCAAGGAGGAGAACAAUCGUCAGCAGCAGCUCUUGGCCCAAAACCUCCAACUACCUCCAGAGGCCCGAAUCGAAGCCAGUCUGCAACACGAGAUCACCCGGCUCACGAACGAGAACCUGGAACUCAUGGCCGAGGACCCCACAGCAUCCAGAGAAGCUCGAGUCAUCAUUUUACGACGGAUGGUUGAUCUCAUGGAGCAGCUGGAGAAGCAGGACCGAACCAUCCGCAAGCUCAAGAAGCAGCUGAAGGUUUACUCCAAGAGGAUUGGGGAGAUGGGAGCGGGUCAAACCGAGGGCCAGACGUCUCCAGGACAGAUGGUGGACGAGCCGAUCCACCCCGUCAACAUUCCCCGCAGGGAGAAAGACUUCCAGGGAAUGCUGGAGUACAAGAAGGAGGAUGAGCUUAAACUGGUCAAGAACCUCAUCCUGGAACUGAAGCCUCGCGGUGUAGCCGUGAAUCUGAUCCCAGGCCUGCCAGCCUACAUCCUAUUCAUGUGUCUGAGACAUGCCGACUAUGUCAACGAUGACCAGAAGGUCCGCACUCUGCUCACCUCAACCAUCAACAGUAUUAAGAAGAUACUAAAGAAACGAGGAGAUGACUUUGAAACAGUGUCUUUCUGGUUGGCCAACACCUGCCGCUUCUUGCACUGUCUGAAACAGUACAGCGGAGAUGAGGCUUUCAUGAAGCACAACACAUCGAGGCAAAACGAACACUCUCUGUCCAACUUCGACCUGGCAGAGUACAGACAGGUGAUCAGUGACCUGGCCAUCCAGAUCUAUCAGCAGCUGAUCAAAUGCAUGGAGAACAUCCUCCAGCCCAUGAUAGUCUCUGGCAUGCUGGAACACGAGACCAUCCAGGGCGUUUCUGGGGUGAAGCCCACAGGUCUCCGUAAGCGCACGUCCAGUAUCGCUGACGAGGGAACCUACACCCUGGACUCCAUCCUGCGGCAGCUCAGCGCCUUCCACUCCACCAUGUGUCAGCACGGCACCGACCCCGAGCUCAUCAAGCAGGUGGUGAAGCAGCAGUUCUACAUCAUCGGAGCUGUCACCCUCAACAACCUGCUGCUGCGCAAGGACAUGUGCUCCUGGAGCAAAGGCAUGCAGAUCAGGUACAAUGUGAGCCAGCUGGAGGAGUGGCUCAGAGACAAAGGUCUCAUGACAUGCGGAGCCAAGGAGACCCUGGAGCCUCUGAUCCAGGCCGCUCAGCUGCUGCAGGUGAAGAAGAAGACUGACGAGGACGCUGAGGCCAUCUGCUCCAUGUGCCAGGCCCUCACCACUGCUCAGAUUGUGAAGGUCCUGAACCUCUACACACCAGUCAACGAGUUUGAGGAGAGAGUGUCAGUUGCAUUCAUACGAACCAUACAGACUCGCUUGCGAGACCGUUGUGAGAGUCCCCAGUUGUUGAUGGACACAAAGAUGAUAUAUCCAGUCACCUUCCCGUUCAACCCCUCCUCCCUCGCCCUGGAAACCAUCCAGAUCCCCGGCUCGCUCAACCUGGGGUUCCUCACCCGUGUCUAACCCAAGGCCCUACAGCGCUUUUGGCUUAGUGGUCAUUGUUGGAAUUGCAAGUCACAUGACACCCACUGGCCCCAAAAAGCCCCAUACACAGCCAUCACAAGAGAAAUAAAUACAUUUUUGUGAGCAUCACAAACACUUAAAAUUAGGGUUUGUAUUCACACAAUUUGAGCAAUUAUGUCCAAAAUAUUUAUUGAAAAGUCUCCUGUUGGUAUCCAGUCCUCUGAAUUAUCCCUGGUGUAAAUCUGGACACACACCCCACCACAUGCUGAACUUUCAUCAUGCAUCUGUACAGUACUUACAUCCUCUGAACGUACACAUGCACGCCUACACUUAGGUGCACCCUCUCCGACAAAAACGCACGGAACCCCCAGUCGCUGCCGCUGGUUUAAAUCUGGCUGUAAAACACUUUAAUCCAUCCACUGCUUGUAUAAACGCCUGCCUCUUAGAGAAGCCACAGGACCAGAUCAGUGCAUCCAGUGAUCGCUCUCCAUCGAAACCUGGGUCUGACUUAGUGAUCUCGGCCCUGAUUAGCCCAGCUCCCUCCCCUGUGUUUCAACUAGUGGUUAUGAUAGUCGUUCUUGUCAUCGUCUUGUUCUCUGGUGAGAAUAUACGCACCCAUAGGCGAGAGCAGGCCCCAAAGGAGGUGCUGAGACAAGGAAUAAGUUGGUAACUUGUAGUCUAGCUUGAUACGUUGGGUUUGUACUACAAAGUGAAUUCUGAGUCUUAGUACAAAGCCAGUUGAGUGCUAAUGUUGCUCUCUCCACCCAAUGUUAACGAACCAGGCUUUGUUCUGUAUACUGUCAUUUUACACUUAAACAGUCAAGCCAAGACAGAACUCAUCAUCUGUACUAUAUUAUUUAUACAUAUAUAAAUAUAUAUAAAUAUGAAUAAUAUAUAUCAUGUAUUUUAUUUAUUGCAUUAACCUCCGUCCCCACCCUCCCUUUUUAAGAUUAGAAGCUUCCUCCUUGAAGAAAGAAAAUGCGUCCGAUAUGAAGGAUGGGACCAUCGUUCCCCAAGAUGAACAGCUUUGUAAAGACCGUUUUAGUUCCGUUGUGGGCUGUUUAUGUCAAUACCAGGUAAAUUAUGUAGGAUAGUUUAAGGAGUGCCAGCACAGAUGAUUAUUCGUUAGGUCACUUAACUUAGAGAUGUUGCUUUGUUGUAAUCGUAAACCUGCAUUUCUGGAAGAAGAAAUGUUGCACGGGUUUUAACUGAGGAGAGAUUUCGAAGGUACGAGGGUAAAACUCUGCUGAGGGUUUAACCUGCUACAAUCUUUACUGUUUACAGCUGUGAUUAGAGCCGAGCGUCACAAGGACACACGGGCUACAAAGAUAUACACUACAAUACAACACACAUAUUACACUCUGCUUCCUGCUGUGUCACCGGGGGGGGUUUUCACUCUGAACACUUCCUCCUCUCCUCUUGUCUUCUCUGAUCACAGCUCUAGUCAGAGCUUUGAAAAUGUUUUACUGUCAUCGUUGUGUUAUUAUUUAUUUCAGUAUUGUGAUUUUCUUAAGAUUAUGUGUAUCGUAAAGCCAUGUAUCACUGGGCAGAAUGGAGAGAAACGGUUUCACUGAAGGUGGUUUCGGAGAGUUUGCCACAGAUCUGUCCAGCUUUGCAUUAAUUUCUCUGCUGUACCCUCAAACUAAAACUGACUGCAGACAUGUGGACCGAUUCCUCUCUCGUCUCCUGCCUGUCCACCCCUAUGCCUUCCUGCUUAGUGAUCUUCUAUAACCAAAAAUACUGACAUAGUGAGAGAUUUUUUUCUCUUUGCUGCACAGAUUGUUUUGGUUCAGAUAUCUAGACAUAUUUGCUACAUGCUUUUCUAAGGCUGAGGCUAUCGCACCACAUCAGUCAGUAUGGCUACAGUGUGGUGUACAGCAUGCACUGCUGCUGCUGCCCCCGUCGAACCUGCAUGGGCUUAACUUUACCAGCUACUAGAAAUUAACCCGCAUGCCACUGCUUUUUGUUUUGUUUUGGGGUUUUUUUUACAGUAAAGAAACCGUGGUGUAGCUGAGUCAUUGGAUGAGUGUCAGGGAAUCUGCUCAUGUUUUUAGAAAAAGUCCUUUGUCUUCAGUAAAAAUUGUCCUGGCUGCCUCGUGUUUAUCACUUUUAGUUUACUUACUUUUUUUUGCCCUUAACGUUCGUAGUCAACCAAAUUUGCCUCUUGCCCUCAUGUGAACCUUAUUUUGCCUGAAGACCUUAUCCCCUAAUGAUAAAAUGAUUUUCUUUUAAGGUGCUUACAUACAUAGGAGAUUGUUAAAGGUCACCAAAACAGAACUCAGUAUCUUUUUCUUAAUUUAUUUUUUGAAAGCUUAUUCUUAAAUAGAAAUGAGCCUUCAGAAGCAACAAACCAAGUAAAGAUGCAAAGUAUUUGCAGUAUUGAGAGCCAGGGAAAUCUCAGCGACACAGUACAUGCUGAGAAAUAAAGAUGUUUUAUCUGAAGUGACAUAUCUCAGUAAAUGACCACAAACAAGCCACAGAUGAAAACUAACUGUAAGUGGAAUAAAGAGGGUUUAGUAUGUGAAGUUGUUUUGUGUUGCACUUGUCUUUGAAAAUAAUUUGAUAUCCAUAUGUUGGGACCAUUUUAAUCAAUCUGCCUUUUGUUAUAUUUUGUUUGGAUUUCUUGGUAGUUUAACGUAUGGUCUGUGUAAAGAGUACAUAUCUGAAGAGAGAGACGGUAAUUGAAGGAAUGAAUUAACCAUAUGAAUGUUAAAUAAUGUUAAAUGAAGUGUAUCAUGAUUUUAGCUGCACAUUGUGGACAAAGCCUUAUCUGAAUUAUUUGCUAUCUGAAUGACUUACACACAUUAUCAACAUUGUGGCAUUGUUUUUUUCUGUCAGUGCAGUAUUUUUUUUUCCACUGUAAGAUGAAUUUAAACUGUUAGAUGUGAGCAUUUUUAUUUGAUGAGGUGUCCUGUUGUCCUACAGUUGGUGUCACAGAUGGGUUGCUAUCAAAAUGCACUUUCUAAUCACUGCAGAGGAAGUCGGAUAAAUAACAGAUGGAUAUGGACUGUAAAAAGAAAUACUUCACACUUACGAGCCUCUUUUUGUUUUUCUUUUGAUUUCCAUCUUCUUACACAACUCUGGCCCCUGAAGCUUCUUCUAUCACAUUCCCCGUAUAAUUGGAUGCUUCCUAUUCUUGAUUAGAGAGCUUUUUUUCUUGCUGUUUUAUUAAAAUUAUCGAUGAGUCCAAACCACAGGUAAGAAGACGCACUCUUGUAAGUUUCGUGGCUGCAGCACCAGCCUUCACAGACUCAGACUAUCCCUGUGGAUUGACGUAUUGAGAGCGUAGAAUGGGAAGGCUGGCCUAGUUUCAGAGGAGAAAAAAAACACACGUUCAUUCAUCGGUUUGUAUUGUUGAGCAGAGCUGCAGCGUCUUGCUCCCCUGGGCUUCUCUUGGCCUCUCAGACAGGAGAAAAUGUCAUUUCCUUCACUCUGCAUUUUUACAUCAAGGAGAGAGUUGGUUGUAUGAUAUGACGUAGACAUUAUAAAUUACCAUUGUUCUUAUCAGCACUAGCGUUGAUUGUGCCAUUUUAAAAAAAUUUAAAUUGUGAAAAACAGAAAUAUAUCAUCACCCCAGCUGUUGUGGUACUGGUAUGAACAUGCUGAAGCCAGCACUGAAAUGUUUCCUCUCUAAACCCAUGUGUACAUUUGACAAACUGGACUGUUUGUAGUUUCUGGUAGCUGUGCUUAGUGAAUGUGUUCACCGUUAAGAAAUUAAGAAACUUGGAAUAAAUUGUCAAAUCUGUAAAAGUAAAUAAAAGAAUU